Messenger RNA from Salvia miltiorrhiza (redroot sage), 2049 nucleotides. Its product is annotated as guanylate kinase 2. Gene Ontology annotation, molecular function: GMP kinase activity. Gene Ontology annotation, cellular component: cytosol. Lineage: Eukaryota; Viridiplantae; Streptophyta; Magnoliopsida; Lamiales; Lamiaceae. The transcript has 11 exons. Bases 601 to 1803 code for a protein of 400 amino acids. Gene Ontology annotation, biological process: purine nucleotide metabolic process. The record is from RefSeq and is a predicted model, not a curated record.
AAUGUUUAUACCCAGUCAAAUUUUCGUGGAAACCGUCGUUUGUUCCCAACUUGUCGAGGAAAAAGAAUAAAGAAAAAGCAAGAAAAGAGAGGGAUGAAUUCUAGAAAGAGAAGGAAUCUAGAAAGAGAAAGAGACAUAUCGCCCUCAAAUUGCAGCAUAGUGAACUGAAUACGACAGCAAAUCAACCUCUCUGGCAUACUUAAUACUAAUUCCAAAAUGGGAGCGCCUCUCCCUCCCAAAUUUUCUUGCAACUUCUUCAAACUUUCUUACUUUCUCAAUCCCAAGCUUCCCCUGCCUUAAAAAUCUCGCCUUGGAUUCACCCUUUUCGCUGCACGCACAUAAAUAAAAGGAGAGAAAAGAAAACAAAAGAAAAGUAAAGCCAUUGUAGCAGCAGUUUGAUCCAGUGGUUUUCGGGUGGAUUUGAGUUAGAUCAAUCAUUGUGUGUUUGUGUGUUUAAAGGGAGCUGAGAUUUUAUGCAUUUUGGUGUAAGCUUUUUGAGCAAUGAGAGCUGUGAGCAUUAGAUGUAUAUUUGGAUCUCAUGUCUCGAUACGUUUUCUCUUGCAACAGAUUAUUUGUUGAUUGGUUGGAUUGCCUCUAUCAAUGGGGGAAGCUCCGGCUUUCAUUGCUGAUGAUUUUUCAAAUGGGCUUCUCUUGAAAUCGAAGGGCUCCGAAACAAUCAUCAAUAUGGGCUGCAAUAGAACAUUUGUCAUUGGUGCAAUGGGAAAUGGAUCUGAUUCAUCUGCUGGAGUUCGGAUUUUUGAGAAAUCUAGGAGUGAAUGGGUGAUUCCAACUGUAUUUGGGACGAAGCCUACGCUAUCAAAGGGCCACUCGGCUAUAGUCUUGGAUGAAGAUCGGAUUUUGGUUAUUAAGGGUAACUCGACCUCAGAUGAUUGCUUUUGGUUUCUCGAGGUUAACACUGCGUUUGUUAGAGAGCAGAGAGUUAGACUGGGGACUGAAGUGGUUGCUUGGAGUAAAGGUGUGGUAGGUGAAGCUCAAAUACCCGUUGUUAUCAGUGGUCCUUCGGGAGUUGGUAAGGGCACGCUCAUUACCAAACUGAUGGAGGACUUCCCAAAGAUGUUCGGCUUCUCAGUGAGCCACACCACCCGAGCUCCAAGAAACAACGAGCAGAAUGGCGUCCACUAUCAUUUCACCGAGCGUAGUGUGAUGGAGAAAGAUAUACAGGAUGGGAAAUUCCUAGAGUUUGCAGCGGUUCAUGGGAACCUCUAUGGAACCAGUGUAGAAUCGGUUGAGGUGGUUACUGACCAAGGAAAGAGAUGCAUUCUUGACAUUGAUGUCCAAGGGGCUAGGUCAGUGAGGGCUAGUUCUCUCGAGGCCAUAUUUAUCUUUAUCUGCCCUCCUUCGUUCGAGGAGCUUGAGAAACGCCUUCGUGCUAGGGGAACUGAGACAGAAGAACAGAUCCAAAAGCGACUGCGAAAUGCAAAGGCAGAGAUUGAUCAGGGAACCUCGCCCGGGCUCUUUGAUCAUACCUUAAUCAACGAUGAUCUGCAGACAUGUUACGAGAAUCUUAAAAAACUAUUAGGCCUUAGUGAUGGGAAUGCCAAGGCUACCAAUUUAUCAGCUCCAGAGAUGGUCCACGUGCCUCUGGAACAUACCGUCUCAAAAAUUGACCAGAAGAUCCUCAUAAACUGCACUACUCCACAGCAAGAGAAACCGGCUAGCAACAUGUUUGUGCUGGAUUUAUCUUUGAUCAAGGGUGGUGCCCCUGGCCGGACGAGGGGUCUGAAUUUCUACGCUGCUGAACCAUCUAUGGGCGGCACUAAUGGCUUCAAAAUGGCAAGCUAACAUCAACCCCUCGCUUCAUUUUCCUUUAUAAGCUUACUUGUUUACUGAGUAGUAAAGGGCAUGCUGCUUUAUAGAUAAGCGUAUGCAAUAGCUAACAAACUAUUUCACUCCCCGCGAGGAGAGUGGUGAUUCAUGAUUCAUACGGAUGUAACAUGUUAUUACACAUUCAAUUCUCGUGAGGAGAAACAUGAAUAUUGAUCCUCCCGUUGUUCGGAUAUGAUAAAAAAUCAAAAUUCCUUCUUUACA